UCCCAUCGUCGCGCAUCGUUCGACACAAUCGCGUAAUAUUCGCGUUUCCUCUCCUCUUCGCAAGACGAUCGACGUACAAGUUGCGAUAACAAGUUGUGAUAACGCGGCGGCAGUAACGUCUGCGCGCGAUCUCUCGCCUGCGGGCGAUUUGAAUUUUUUUAACGCCGUAUAUCGGCCGGUCCGAUGUGUUAUGUAGAAAUUGUCGAAAAUAUAUCGCUGUCGCGCGUCACCGUAGCGCGAGAACCGCGCGCGGAUUCAAGGAAAUCAUGACGAUAUUUAAUAAUAUCGAUGUCGGAUUUUCGUGGUUUCCUAAAUUUUGAUUCACACGAACGUGCCAAACGAUGGUCGAUUACUACAAAAUCCUCGAGAUACAGCGGAACGCCACGAACGGUGAUGUCAAAAAAGCAUAUAGAAAGUUAGCGCUGAAAUGGCACCCAGACAAAAAUCCGGAGAAUUUGGAGGAGGCGAAUAAACGAUUUAAGGAAAUAUCAGAAGCUUACGAAGUGUUGAUUGAUGAUGUGAAGAGACGCACUUACGAUCAGCGCUUGUAUCAGAGGGCGGCGUCGAGACCCGGCCGUGGAUUCACCUUCCGGAGUUUCUUUGAUUCUCCCUUCCAGCGAUACUUCGACAAGAAGAGGCGCGUUUAUGAUCAAUUUGGCAAGGAUGGUCUUGAAAUGAAUGGAGGCAAACGCCGCCAUGGAGAUGAUUUCGACCCGCAUUUCGCCGGCACGUUCGUAUUUAGAGACCCCGAGGAAGUAUUUAGGGAAUUCUUCGAUGGCAUGCCGUUCGACGAUUUGUUUUCCGUGUUUGGUGGCAGUUCCCGAAGAGACCCCGGAGGAAGACACAGUAACAGUCUAAGCACUUCCAUCUUUGGACCGUUUGGAUUCGAUUAUCAAUUUCGUAAUAUUUUACCAUUUGAUAAUGGCGGAUUCACCGGAAAUUUCACUUCUUUUAACAGCAUUGACGGAUUUGGCUCCGGUGCGGCUGUAAAACGUACCAGUACCUCAACUCGUUUCAUCGACGGAAAGAAAAUUACAACCAAAAAAGUUUAUGAAAACGGGAAAGAAACAAUAUGGUCUUACGAAAACGAUGUACUGAAAUCGAAGACGGUGAACGGUGUACCGCAAUCAAUAACGUUCGACAGUGCAUCGACGAGUGGUCAGGUCUGUGCGAAUGUCAGCGAUAAUACGGUGGAUAGCCACAGCGCGAACGCGACCAGCAGUGACUAUCUAAAAGCUAGCAGGGUAAAGAUGCGUCAUCAUCCGCUCACGAGUAAGAAGCACGAUAGAAGUAAGAAGAAAUAAAUCGCUCUUGUCAAGUUCCUUAUGUAUCCAAGUCCACGCAACAACAUUAUUGUGCUACAUUUGACAGAGAUUCGAUGAGGAUAUAAAUUUUUCAUUUUAUAACCACCUACUCUACAUUAUCUAUCUACUACUAUUACCUGUUCAUUGUCUCAGCUCUAAUUCAUUUAUCAUUAAAGUCUGGAAAACAAAUCUUAAUACAUUCAUAAAUUUAUCGAGAGGGAGAGGACACACACUCUAUCCGAAUCAACUAUCAAUCAAGUUAGCUUGAUCCAUUUAUUGAGCACAUCUCACAUGCGGAAAAGCACGAAAACUUUGUAAUAAAAAAAUUUCAUUCGAAGAAACAUUCAGAGAGCCUUCGGUUUAAACGAAAACGAAUGGUGCGCUAUCUAUGUUAUUGUUGAAUCAUUUAGUUUUGUAAAAACAAAAACAUAAAACCAAGUCGUUCUCGAAUUUAGUUCGAAUUUGAAACAGAAACGAUAGCGUGUCGCGCUUAUACGCCGAGAGAAAAAAAAACUUGCAAGUAACAUCUGCCUCGUCUUUUAGUUAUAGAAUUAUAACCGAUGCCGUUUCUUCAUUAUAACUCAAACCUCGAUUAAAUGUAUCGCUAGGUUACAGAACUGACACAAACUUACGAAUUUUUUUCGAAAUAAUAAUAAUAAAAAAAAACAAGCAAAAAAUUGCCUUAUGCAUAUCUCUCGUAUCGGUUGGUAAUAGUGUAAUUUAUUUUCUUGCGUAUAUAUUUUUAUUAUCGUUGGCUAGCGUUAUUUAUAUAUACCAGUUUAAGUUCUAGCUGAAUGUACGCUGAAGUGCACCACUGAAACUGUGUUAGAAGAACCGUCUUCAAUCGUGUACGUUUCUUUCGUUUCAUUAGUUAAUUUACAUAUGUGUAUAUAAAUGAUAAGGAAACAAUGUUAUAGAAAAAUACAUUAUUAAUAUACACUAAUUUCCUUGGAGUGUCAAUGUGAAGCUAGUAAAACUGACGUCCCUUUUCCCCAACAUUCUUCAAAGAUGGAAAAUCAAUUUGACAAUGUCAUUAAUGCGAGAAGCAAUUUUAUGUGAACAGUAUUAAACGCGCGCGAGCGCAAGUGUGAAUACAAGAAGUUUGUAAACAAAUGACAAAAUUAUACAAAACGUAGCUUGUACAUAUCUACAGUAAUAAGACCAUGACGUUUGAGCAUGUUUUUUUUUUUUAGAAUCCAAGCGUUGUACUAAGAAAUUUCUAAAUAACUGAAAGAGAUAU
Pseudomyrmex gracilis is the source of this 2544-nucleotide messenger RNA. RefSeq names its product dnaJ homolog subfamily B member 6-like. The record is from RefSeq and is a predicted model, not a curated record. The transcript is spliced from 8 exons. The coding region runs from base 342 to 1304 and encodes 320 amino acids. NCBI's taxonomy places the organism in Eukaryota, Metazoa, Arthropoda, Insecta, Hymenoptera, Formicidae. Gene Ontology annotation, molecular function: Hsp70 protein binding.